Molecule: messenger RNA, 2709 nt
Organism: Sus scrofa (pig)
Lineage: Eukaryota; Metazoa; Chordata; Mammalia; Artiodactyla; Suidae
Source: RefSeq, a predicted model, not a curated record
UCCCGGUAGUGGUUCAGUCGAGGUGGAACUACAUUACCCACAAUGCAUCUCGCGGGCUCGUCCGCAGCCCUGACAGGCGGUACAGCCAAUAGUACAAGGAGUAUGUUACCCACAAUGCCUCCUGUGGAACCUCUUAUCCAGGCUCGUUCACGCCCUCCUCGGCCGGCUCAAGGUGCGAGGACUGCAUCACCCACAGUGCUUCCCGGCCACGUGGGGUUUGCCUGAGCAGGGGACGCGGGCUCAGCCAAUGGUCGCCGCCGACGGACCUGGGUCUGCGCCCUACGUGUUGUGGACCUCGGUUCUGGUCUGCCGAGCCCUCCGCUUCCAGUGUCCCGCUCCUGGCCCGGCCCGCCACGCAGGGCGCGCCCCGAGCCGCCUCCAGGUCGCAGCGCUAUGGAACCUUGAAAACACCUUUCCCAGUGUCUGGCCAGAGAUAUACGUAGAGACUGGUUUGAUUCCCCCAGACCAGAGAAGGAGCAAGGCCCAGCAGGAGCAAUGGCAGACUCUCCCAGCCUCCAGCAGCCACCACCCCCACCCCUGGAGCAGGAUGAGAUCCUGAUUUUGAAGGUGGAGGAGGACUACUGCUGGGAAGAGGAGCCGUCCGUGGAGACAGAAGACCCGAGUCCAGAGACCUUCUGCCAGCUCUUCCGGCUUUUCUGCUACCAGAAGGUGGCCGGACCCCGGGAGGCCCUGAGGCUCUGGGAGCUCUGCUGCCGCUGGCUGCGGCCUGAGCUGCGCACCAAGGAGCAGAUCCUGGAGCUGUUGGUGCUGGAGCAGUUCCUGACCGUGCUGCCGGGGGAGAUCCAGGCCUGGGUGCGGGAGCAGCGGUCGGAGAGCGGUGAGGAGGCUGUGGUCCUCCUGGAAGGGCUGCAGGGGGAGCCCAGGAAACAAAGGCAGCAGGAUCCAGAGGUGUUCCCUGACGAUGCAUUGCCCCACAAGGCAGGGGAGUGGUUCUUGAAAUGCCAGGCAGAGGCCCUGCCAGAGUAGCUGUUGCUUGAGGAAGGGGCUCAGCACUCCUGCCAGCAGCGCGCAGCCCAGCUGAACCACAGACCAAAAAGAGGCCCCCAGCUCUGGCCAAAGAAGGGCCCAGAGGCUUCCUGGCAUCAGGACACGGCGGUGCUGGCCACCUUCCUUUCAGCCUGGCCCCAGGUGCUGCUGACCUUGGAGGACAUGGCCGUGUACCUGACCCAGGAGGAAUGGAGAUGCUUGGACCUGGCUCGGCAGGGCCACGGCUGCGGUGUCCUGCCAGAGGAUGAGGGUAACGUGCGGAGAGACCCUGGCUUUGUCCAUCAGACACUGUGCUGUGUCUCUGACUUAGAGCUUUGGACGCAAUUCGAGGAUGGCAGGGACCACAGGGAGGACGCACUGAUGACCACGGGGUGGGGCCAAGCACUUCCGAAUCCCGGUCAGCGUCGGGGACUGGCCACCAUCAGACCCCAGUGACCCCUGGAGAUAGGGGGGCCCCGCAGGCUGCAGAAGCCACACACGUGCCCCGAGUGCGGCAAGGCCUUUGGUAAGACGUCGCACCUGACCAAGCACCAGCACACGCAGACGGGCGAGUGGCCCUACCAGUGCCAGGUGUGCGGGAAGCGCUUCAGGGACCGCUCCAACUGCAGCACGCACCAGUGCAUGCACACGGGUGAGAAGUCCUACGCCUGCGCCAAGUGCGGGAAGCACUUCAGCCAGAGCUCUAGCCUGGUCAUCCACCGCAGGAUGCACACCGGCAAGCGGCCCUACACCUGCACCCAGUGCGGGAAGCGCUUCAACAGCAGCUUGCACUUCAGCACGCACCGCAGGACACACACGGGCGAGAAGCCCCACGCAUGCCUUAACUGCGGCAGGGGCUUCCGCCGGGGCACCGGCCUCCGCAAGCACCAGCGCACGCAAGGAGUGGAAGAAGUCGCGAGCCGCGCUGAAACCAGAGGUUCCAGAAUGUCUCAUCCAGUCACUCGCUAUGUUUCUGCGUUUCCACACAGCCCAGGUUCCAGGCUGCGUGAUCUGGUCUCUGUUCCCUUAAUAGACGAGAUCCGUCCCUCUGGUCUGUGCCCUGUCCUGUGUGUACUCUGGAGAACGGGGCAGUCUGGUUGAGCGGUGGGUUUUUACCUUCUGGGCCAGCUCAGGGGGCACGUGGUGCCCAGCCAGAGGCCUGCAGCCUUAGUGGAAGCCUUUUCAUAUCUGACUCAUAAUGAAAAUGCCCUUUUUCAUCGGGAAUGGGGGUUGCUGGCAAGGACCCCGUGACCAGAUCACGUGGAGUCUCUGGCCCUGAUCUUGGCACCCAGUGGCCGGCUGAGGCCAAGCAAGGCCUGCCUUACCUGGUGCAGGGCUAGAUGGGAAGAGGCCCUUGACCACCCUCAGCAUGUGGCAGCUGGCAGUGACGCCAGCUAAAUGCUGCAACAUGUGCCUAAAUGCCAGGGACCCUGCCGGGCCCCUGUCCCCAUGGCCCGUGGAGGAAGGGCGAGAUGCUUGCCCUGCUCCUCCCACAGUGCGGGCGGGGCAGAGGGGCGCUGAGAUUCUCAGACCUUGGAAGCAAGUUUGAGAGAGAACAGGGGGGCCACAGAUCAGAGCUUCAGCCUGUUGGGAGCAGCUGGGCUGAGAACAGCAGUUGCAAAAGGACUGUGAAAAUCAGGGGUCGGAAGAUAACGCUGGGAAAGUACUGGCGAGGGAAGUGACAGAGCGUCCUGUCACCUCAGCUCCCGCCGGGUAUUUACA